GCACCCAAAGCGCGUCUGACCCGCGGGUCUUUCUCCUCCCCGCAGCUUCCCGGAGCAGAGCAGCGCGCCAUGAACCACCCCUGAAACCUCGCAGGAACCUCCAAAACCGCGCCAAGAACCCCCCAAAAUGAGGCUUUUCCGCCGCCGCUCCGGCCCCUUGAAGGCGGCGCUGGCGGGGGCCGCCUUCCUCUUCCUCCUCUUCCUCUUCGUGCUGCCGAGGGAGCGCCGGGAGCGGGGCGCGGAGGAGCCGUGGCUGCGGAUCGCGCAGGGCAAGGCGCAGGUGCUGGACCUGAUGCUCGGGGCCGUGCACAACCUGCGCGACUCGAUGCCCAAGCUGCAGAUCGGGGCCCCGCAGCCCCCCCGGGAGCCGCCGCCCUCCGGGGGCCGCCCCUGCCCGCCCGGGGUCUACACGGCGGCCGAGCUGCGGCCCCUCCUCGAGAGACCCCCCCAGGACCCCGCCAGCCCCGGCGCCGACGGGAAGCCCUUCAAGAAGGAGCGCUGGACCCCCGAGGAGAGCAGGGAGAAGGAGCGGGGCUACGAGAAGCACUGCUUCAACGCCUUCGCCAGCGACCGCAUCUCCCUGCAGAGAGCGCUGGGGCCCGACAGCCGCCCCCCGGAGUGCAUCGACCAGAAGUUCAAGCGCUGCCCGCCCCUGCCCAGCACCAGCGUGGUGAUCGUGUUCCACAACGAGGCCUGGUCCACCCUGCUCCGCACCGUCUACAGCGUCCUGCACUCGGCCCCCGCCAGCCUGCUCAGGGAGGUCAUCCUCGUGGAUGACGCCAGCACCGACGAGUACCUGAAGGAGGAGCUGGAUCGCUACGUGGAGCAGCUGCAGAUCGUGCGCGUGGUGCGGCAGCGGGAGCGCAAGGGGCUCAUCACGGCGCGGCUCUUGGGGGCCAGCGUGGCCAGCGGGGACGUGCUCACCUUCCUGGACGCCCACUGCGAGUGUUUCCACGGCUGGCUGGAGCCGCUGCUGUCCCGCAUCGCGCACGAGCCGCGGGCCGUGGUGAGCCCCGACAUCGCCACCAUCGACCUGCACACCUUCGAGUUCUCCAAGCCCGCGCCCGGCGGGAAGCAGCACAGCCGCGGCAACUUCGACUGGAGCCUCACCUUCGGCUGGGAGCUGCUCCCGGCCCGCGAGCGGCAGCGCAGGAAGGACGAGACCUUCCCCAUCAGGUCUCCCACCUUCGCCGGGGGCCUCUUCGCCAUCUCCAGGUCCUACUUCGAGCACCUCGGCGCCUACGACGACCAGAUGGAGAUCUGGGGGGGGGAGAACGUCGAAAUGUCCUUCAGGGUGUGGCAGUGCGGGGGGCAGGUGGAGAUCAUCCCCUGCUCCGUGGUGGGCCACGUGUUCCGCUCCAAGAGCCCGCACACCUUCCCCAAGGGCACGCAGGUGAUCUCCAGAAACCAGGUGCGCCUGGCCGAGGUCUGGAUGGACGACUACAAGGAGAUCUUCUACAGGAGGAACCAGCAGGCGGCCCAGAUGGCCCGGGAGAAGUCGUUUGGUGACAUUACAGAGCGGCGGCGGCUGCGGGAGCGGCUCCACUGCCGGAACUUCACGUGGUACCUGCAGAACGUUUACCCCGAGAUGUUCGUCCCCGACCUCACCCCGACCUUCUACGGGGCGAUAAAAAACGAGGGCACCAAGAGCUGCCUGGACGUCGGGGAGAACAACCACGGGGGGAAACCGCUCAUCAUGUACCCCUGCCACGGGCUGGGGGGCAACCAGUAUUUCGAGUACACGAGCCAGCGGGAGCUGCGGCACAACAUCGGCCGGGAGCUGUGCCUGCGGGCGGGGCCGGGCCCGGCCGAGCUGGGCGAGUGCCAGUUCCGGGGGAAGCCCGGCCGGGUGCCCGCCAACGAGGAGUGGGAGCUGGGACAGAACCGGCUCAUCAAGAACUUGGCCUCGGGUUCGUGUCUGACGGCGCGGGGGCCUCACCCGGCGCUCGUUCCCUGCGACCUCACCGACCCCCACCAGCUCUGGGCCUUCACCUAACGGGGGCUGAACCCCCCGGCCACGCUCAGGAAAACCAGAACCCACAGAAAACCAACCCAAAACCUUCCUUGGUUGCUUUAAUUUAAGAAGCAAAAGCCUUAAAACUGCUGCGUUUCGCUGUGGCCUUGGACUGACUCCUGUGCCUUCGGAGUGGGGAAUUCCGGGAGCCCAGCUGGGCCCGGGGGGCUCCCCCAGCACCCCCCAAAUGUGGCACUUGUGGAGACCCCCGUGAUGCUUCUCAGGACCUGCUGCUCGUCCUCCCCCUCCCCGCUCCGGCCGGAGACUCCUGAGCUCAUCCCGGGCAUUAAAAAGGUGGAUUCCCUUCCCAGAGGGGGAAUCCAGGUGGAAAAGCGGGAAAGGCGGGUGGUGACCACGGGAGGAGGUGACCACGGAGGAGGUGACCAGAUGGGCAAGGGGAGGAAUUGGGAUCUGUGCCUUGGAUAAGGAGGGAGGGGAUUUUUAGGAAGGUCGUGGGGAGAUCGUGUUCCCGGGGAAAUCCCGAGUUUUCCUUGGAGACCGGAGCAGAACUGCACCAGGUGCUUUGGGAUUCCUGGAGUUUUGUUUCCCUGGGGGCACACGACGAUCCCCGUGAUCCCAAAGGCUGCUUCCCAGCGUUUUCCAGGGGCAUUUUUGGGGUUUAUAAUUGUUGUUGUUGUUGCAAAGUGACGAUUCCCGGGGGCGAUUCCCACUCGGGCUGAUCCGGAGUAGGAUUUUCCCUGGAUGGCACCACGGCAUCCAGAUCUCCUCAGGUCACCUCUAAGUCCUGGUUUGUUGGAUUUUUUUUGUCAAGCCCAACUCCUGUCGCUGCCACUUCUGUCGCCAUUCCAUUUAUCCUCCAGGAAAAUCCUCCUGGAAGGGACUUAAAGGGGCAGAACCUGCCUUGGACACGGGACCUCAAAUAAAGAGAUGAUUUAUUUUCCACA
Pseudopipra pipra is the source of this 2919-nucleotide messenger RNA. Its product is annotated as polypeptide N-acetylgalactosaminyltransferase 6-like. Gene Ontology annotation, biological process: protein O-linked glycosylation. NCBI's taxonomy places the organism in Eukaryota, Metazoa, Chordata, Aves, Passeriformes, Pipridae. The record is from RefSeq and is a predicted model, not a curated record. Gene Ontology annotation, cellular component: Golgi apparatus. Gene Ontology annotation, molecular function: polypeptide N-acetylgalactosaminyltransferase activity.